Messenger RNA from Klebsormidium nitens, 889 nucleotides. The record is from the annotation of a GenBank genome assembly. Lineage: Eukaryota; Viridiplantae; Streptophyta; Klebsormidiophyceae; Klebsormidiales; Klebsormidiaceae.
AUGAGCAGGUCAUUGUGGGAGAAGAAGAGGGAAGAAGUUGCGCAUCUAAACACAAACGGGGGGGUCGGAAUAGGGGUAAGAAGCUCCCCCCGAAGGGUUGUCGGGGCAGCGGGGGCGGCGGAACGGGGAUGCGAGAAAGAGAUGCACCAGGGGGGAGAAAAAGAGAAUGACGACGGCAGGGGGGCUGACCGGGAGCGGUUGCGGCGGCACGAGGGGGCGGUGUUGCCGGAGAAAGCGAAAGGCGAACGGGGGGCGGUUGUCAGAAGAUGCGGAACGGGUGCAGAUGAUGCACCGGGGGCAGAGCGCAGCGGAGAAGCGGAGAAAGGCCCUGGUGCGCCGGUUGUUGCGAAGGACCCGGGGGAUCCCCUCAAGGACAUGUUGGGCACGCUGCUGCGAACAAUGGUCGAGAUCGAGCUUUCGCGGCAGCGGCAUGGUCGGGACAAGAACAGCUCUCGGCACGGCGAAGCCAGGCUUGGGAGCAGUGGCCGCGUGUGCGCCGGCAACAUUCCGGCGGCUGCUGACCCUGAUGGACUUCGCCGCUCUUCUUUGCUUUGGCUUGUGAAGGCGGGUAGUAAUUGGCAGGGGCCAGCCGAAGGCCUUCAGGAGGCACCACAGACGCGUGGCUCAAUUGGGACGACUGAGCUUCGACGACGUCUACUACAUGGCGCGAUACCACUCCACUUUUAAUUUCGACAAUGCGAAGCAAGCACGAAGAUCAAGCCCGGCCUGGUGACUGUGGAUGCGCCGUUAGGUUGUAUUCCCUGCAAAACGUUGUAUAGCCUUCCUUGUUUCGUGUUAAUGACGAUAUCAACGGUAUUGACGUUUAGAGUGACAGCCAGGGCCAAUUUUUUAUCUUGAACUUCUGCCGUGGCAGCCUACUAAUGUUGCA